Messenger RNA from Fonsecaea monophora, 420 nucleotides. RefSeq lists its product as hypothetical. Bases 1 to 420 code for a protein of 139 amino acids. The record is from RefSeq and is a predicted model, not a curated record. NCBI's taxonomy places the organism in Eukaryota, Fungi, Ascomycota, Eurotiomycetes, Chaetothyriales, Herpotrichiellaceae. The transcript has a single exon.
AUGUUCACGACGGCCCCGAUCUUAAUCCUUUUUAACUACGAAAGAGAAACCAUCCUGGAAGUCGACGCGUCGAAAUGGUGUGUCGGGGGAACGCUCUUCCAAGUUGACGACGAAGGAGUCGUACGCCCCUGCGCGUUCUUCUUAAAGAAGAACUGUCCAGCCGAAUGUAACUACGAGAUUUACGAUAAGGAAAUGCUCGCUAUUAUACGAUACCUAGAGGAAUGGGACGCCGAACUACGAAGCGUCGAGAAAUUCGAGAUCCGGUCUGACCAUAAGAACCUCGAAUACUUCAUGACCGUACGAAAACUAACUAAGAGACAAAUACGUUGGUCCCUCAUCCUAUCGAGGUAUAACUUCACAAUCACGUACGUCCCCGGGAAGCAGAAUAUUCGAGCAGAUGCCCUCUCUCGAAGAGAGUAG